AUGAGAAAGAAGAUGGGUGUACUUUAUCAUUGGAUUUCUUCCUUUUUUGUCCUUUUACGCGACGUCGUUUCCAAGUGUAGAACUCUUCAUGGAAGGUAUUUAUCAACUCCAUGGUUAUGUAGUCCAAAUCUCCAGACAACUUUUCUUCAUUAUUUUGGAAAUCCCCCCAAGGUCAGAUACAAAAGGCACAUUUUUGUGACCUCUGAUGGUGGAACUCUAGCUUUGGAUUGGGUCGAGAAUGCCCAAGUUAAGGGGCAAGCCUUUCAAGUUGAUGGUCAUGGUCAUGUGCAGAAAGAUGGUGAAAAUCCCAUCUUAAUUAUUGUUCCUGGUUUGACAAGUGCAUCUGAUUCAGCUUAUGUUAAACAUCUGGCAUUCAUUAUGGCUAAACGAGGAUGGAGCGUUGUUGUAAGCAAUCAUCGGGGACUAGGUGGUGUAUCGAUUACUUCGGACUGCUUCUACAAUGGUGGAUGGACAGAGGAUAUAAGAAAUGUGAUCAACCAUAUUCACUGCCAAUACCCCGAGGCUCCAUUAUAUGUAGUUGGCACUAGCAUAGGUGCUAACAUGCUGAUAAAAUACCUUGCUGAGGAGGGAACGAGUGCUCCUGUGGUUGGAGCUGCAGCAAUCUGUUCACCUUGGGAUCUUUUGAUAUGUGACAGAUUUAUGAACCGCAAACUCAUACAGAGGCUUUACAACAAAGCGUUGGCGGUUGGCUUGAAAGACUAUGCCCAAAUGCAUGAAGCUGUCCUUUCUCGAAUUUCAAACUGGGAAGGCGUUCAAAAGUCACGUUCAGUUCGGGACUUUGAUGAUUCAGCAACUCGUGUUCUUGGUAACUAUGAGACCGUGGAUACCUACUAUAGGCGUUGUAGCAGUGCUAAUUUUGUGGGAAGUGUAAUGGUGCCCCUUCUUUGCAUCAGUGCUUUAGAUGAUCCUAUAUGUACACGCGAAGCUAUUCCAUGGGAUGAGUGCAGGUUAAAUAAAAACGUUGUGUUAGCUACAACAGAACAUGGAGGGCAUUUACCUUUUUUCGAAGGGUUAACUGCAAAAAGUGUCUGGUGGGUAAGGGCCGUGGAUGAAUUUUUCAGUAUUCUGCAAUCCAGUCCCCGGAAAAUAGAGAUUUCAGUCCCCUCCGUCAACCCCGGAGAGUCAUCCAUUGAUCAGGCCCCUUACGUGCAUCUCUCUGAAGACGGCAUGGUUGGUGGAGUAAGCGAUGAAACACAAGUCGAACACCAAGAACAAAAUAAAGCUGGAGACAGAAUCCAUGCUGAACUCAGCCAGCCACCAAAUACUGAUCAAGGUAUGGCCACCAUUGUUGCUCCGGUGAUGAAACGCCUGAAUCAACUCUCUCGUCAGAAUCAGACAUCUCUGUGGCUGCUUGCCUACAUUGCCUUCCUUACUACCUGGCCACUCGUGGGCUCUGCUGUGUCUGUUUUCCUCCGUAAAAGAUUUAAAGCUCGUUUCUCCUCCCCAUAAAUUGCACCUCAAAUGCGUGUAUUUAUCUGUAACACAUGAGAUAUAUAUAAAAAACACAGCAUCAGUUUUACUGACGACUACCAAGCUUUGAUGCUUCUUUUAGUCA
This is a messenger RNA of Salvia hispanica, 1576 nucleotides long. RefSeq names its product embryogenesis-associated protein EMB8-like. Lineage: Eukaryota; Viridiplantae; Streptophyta; Magnoliopsida; Lamiales; Lamiaceae. Gene Ontology annotation, molecular function: monoacylglycerol lipase activity; short-chain carboxylesterase activity. Gene Ontology annotation, biological process: lipid metabolic process. The record is from RefSeq and is a predicted model, not a curated record.